AAAAAGUGAAGAAAAAAAAACCAAUGGAAAAAACAAAGCUCAGAAAAAUAGGGGAACAAAGCCUGCUGAACCCAAUUUCCCUACACAAUGUAUCCCUGUAGAUAAGCGACACCUUCUACAAGCUGCCCGUGGGUAUGAUAUAUAAUGCCAGCCGUAAACCAGUCUGCCAGUGUUCCAGUCUGGCAGCUCUCCAGUCUGUCAGCUCUCCAGUGCGCCAGAAGGUUCCGCCAGCGGGUGUUAGUAGGCGUUGUGUCGUUGUGUCGUUGUCGUUUUUUUCGCGCGCGUUCCGCAAAUGACGUUUUUUGGCACAAAACACCCGGAGCGAGAGACAAUUUUACACAAAAACGUGGGUAAUUAAAAGAGAGUCCCGAGUCUACACCCGUGCAU
Molecule: messenger RNA, 387 nt
Organism: Hyphopichia burtonii NRRL Y-1933
Lineage: Eukaryota; Fungi; Ascomycota; Pichiomycetes; Serinales; Debaryomycetaceae
Exons: 1
Coding region: 145-354 (69 amino acids)
Source: RefSeq, a predicted model, not a curated record